This is a messenger RNA of Castor canadensis (American beaver), 2541 nucleotides long. RefSeq names its product coiled-coil domain containing 175 (gene Ccdc175). The record is from RefSeq and is a predicted model, not a curated record. Lineage: Eukaryota; Metazoa; Chordata; Mammalia; Rodentia; Castoridae.
AUGCGGCUCGUACCGGGCCAAGUGUUGGCCACCAGGGGGCAGCCGAGGACCUCGGCGUCCUCGUUGCGGUGGCAACCGUCCCCCUCAGGCCAGGGAGGCAGAAGCAGCAAGAUGGCGCUGAGGCCCUGGAGCCCCUCGGUGCGACCUGCCUCCGUGUCCACCAGCCUCUCUCUGGAGCUGUGCACCUUCCCCAACACCCUUGGCUCCUCGGUGGCGGCCGCCGCGCUAGAGCAGCUUCUGGUUGUGGAACAAUCUCUGCAAAGUGACUAUUUUAAAUGCAAUGAAGAAGCUAGGAUCUUUCUUAAGGACAUUGCUGUAGCUGUUAAGAAAUUGGAAGAAAUGAGAAAAAACACGAUUGACCUUUUGGAAAUUGAAAGCAUGGAAAUGAGCAGGCUCUACUUCCUGCUGGAGACCGUGCCCCCUGGCAUUAACGUGGAGGUGGAAGAAUGUGUCAGAAGUGCUCGUAAAUUAAAUCGCAUGGAGAUAAAACAGAUGCAAAGGAAGAUUUCAAAGCUAGACAAUGAAGUAAAGUUAUUAAAGAAGACACUAAUUGAUCUGGACAAUAUUAAUGAAGUUCUACAUGAAAAGCAAGAAGAGCUGGCAAAGCAGCAUGCAAAGUCUGUCCUGUUGCUCAACCGCAUAAUGGAAGAAAAAGCCAGUGCCACCAUUUGUAUAAAUGAAGUCUAUACCCUCAUCAACUUGAAGAAACAGGAAAUAGAACUGCUGAAGAAGUCUACACGAGAGGCACAGGAGCUGAUGGAAAAACACAGAGAAGAACUUUUGAUGAGAAAACAGCAACUGACUGCACAGAUUAAUGAGUUAAAAAGCAUCUCUGAACUUAAAAAAAAGGAGACUUACACAAAGAAGAAAGAAUUGGAUCGAUUAAGAAACAAAUUAUCAAAAAUGAAACAAACAGUUACUAGCAGCACAGUGGUUCUUAGUGAUCACAAUUUAGAGAUGUCACAACUACUGAAAUCAAUAAAGGAAUGGGAAGAAGAGGUAGAAAAUAUGAAGAAAGUUUGUGAGACUCUGAAGAAUAAAAUGAAUUUUUUUGCAAGUCACAAGGAAAAGCUGGAUGAUGUAUCUCAUACUGAAAAAAAUGAAUUCCUGCUUAAGAUAAAAGAGAUGGCUGAAAAUCUAUUCAAACUUCAGUUCGAGAACAAAGAACUACGAGAGAAACUGAAUACAAUUAUCAGACAAUACAAGAUUAUCUUAAAUGAAGAGGAAAAUGUUUUUAUGCAACAACAGAAGAUCUCUACUGAAAACCAGAAACAAAUAGAAUAUAUUACUCAGAAAGAAAACCUCCUAUCACAAAGAAAAGUAGACAUCAAAAAUAUGGAAGAAGGACUCAUUACACUCCAGGAACUUCAUCGAGGAACCUUGGAAGUAUAUCGAAAACAAAUAAAAAUUCUGAGUGAUAACUUGGAAAGAGAAAGUCAGAGAUGUGCUAUAACUCAGUGGAAAAUCGCUUGUGCAAAAAAAAAGCAUGCACGUUGGAAAGCUCAGAUAAAGACUGAAAUAAAACUUAUUAAUAAAAUUGAGAAUGCAGAACAGAAACGAAUUGAACUAUUUCAAGAGACCACUCUUAGAGAAAAGGAGAUCAACGAAUUUGUGGCACAGAUUGAAAAAAUUGCAGUAGAAUUGAAAGAAGAAAAGGAGAAAUUUGUUGUCAAAGAAAAAAAGUUAACAGAGUUAACCAAGUAUGAGGAUUUAAUUAUUCAAGAAAUAAAAAUUAGCCAAGAAAAAGAAGAGGAACUAGUUGAUAGUCUUCCACAGCUUCAGGUAGCAGAAGAAAAGCAUUCAGAAAUAUCUAGAAGAUUGAAAGAGUUCAAUAUCAUUCUUAAAACACAAAAGCAGGAAGAGCAAUUAUUGAGCAAUAACAUUUCUGUCUUUACAAGGGACAUUACAAGAUACCUUGAUAACACGGAGACAGUUAAAGAAGAAUUAAAACAGUUACGAGAUACAGAAAGCAAGAAAACCAAAAUUUAUUUCGAAGUUCUAAAGAACUUAGAAUAUGAAAUCUAUAAAGAUGACCAAAAAGUAAGCUUUUUUAUUCUGGAAAACAAAAGACUAAAAGAAUAUCUUUCCAAGUUGAAAGCCAAGGUAGAGACAUAUAAAAAAGGAAAAGAAGUCAUUCUGCAGCACUCAGGUGACCUGUCCUGGCAACUGUUAAUUCAGCAUGCACGAUAUACAGAUUUGUGGGGAGAAUUUCAGGCCACAAUUCAGGACUUGGCGUGUAAUGGUGACGAGGUCUUGAAGGAAAUAAGAGAUCUAGUAAGCAAGCUGCGGGAAAGGGAUGAAAAUAUCGAAAGCAUCAGCACUUGGCUACAAGGGAAUCUUGAAGAGCUGCGUUUCCUUAUGAAUCAGGAAUCACCAACAGACCUUCUUCAGAAGCAACAGCUUACCACAUUGGAAAAGAAGAAACAAAGGCACACCAAAUGUGUCUAUUUCUCAGAAAUUAAAUGUACUAGGAAAAAAGUCCCCAAAAAAGAACAAAAUAACUCAAGAAUACGACUGCUUUGAAUUCAAAAGGUAUAAACA